AUGAAGGGCACCAAGCUCGCGGCGAUCCUGAUCCUCCAGGCCGUCCUGGUCAUGGGAGUCCUCUCGCACGUCAACGGCCGACUUCUUCCCCAAGUGCUGCAACAACUGCAGGUCCUUCUCGGGGGUCGACGUCUGCGACGACGCCCACCCCAAGUGUCCCAAGGGCUGCUCGGCGUGCCGCGUGGUGUCGACGAGCCCCGAAAUGUGGCGCUGCGCGGAUAUGAAAUCCACCGUCGACGGCACCUGCGGUGGACCCUGCAAGAAGUACUGAUCGGUUCAUGCCGGCAUAUGAUAUGUUCCGCCUAA
Messenger RNA from Triticum turgidum subsp. durum (durum wheat), 306 nucleotides. The record is from the annotation of a GenBank genome assembly. Lineage: Eukaryota; Viridiplantae; Streptophyta; Magnoliopsida; Poales; Poaceae.